Corythoichthys intestinalis (scribbled pipefish) is the source of this 1994-nucleotide messenger RNA. It is a transcript of the gene tpte, whose product is annotated as transmembrane phosphatase with tensin homology. Bases 320 to 1855 code for a protein of 511 amino acids. Gene Ontology annotation, molecular function: protein tyrosine phosphatase activity; phosphatidylinositol-3,4,5-trisphosphate 3-phosphatase activity; monoatomic ion channel activity. Lineage: Eukaryota; Metazoa; Chordata; Actinopteri; Syngnathiformes; Syngnathidae. The transcript is spliced from 19 exons. The record is from RefSeq and is a predicted model, not a curated record. Gene Ontology annotation, cellular component: cytosol; plasma membrane; cell projection. Gene Ontology annotation, biological process: transmembrane transport; phosphatidylinositol dephosphorylation; monoatomic ion transport.
GAGGAGGAGGAGGAGGUGGCUUACUUUUGCAACAGCGACAGAUGGGAAGAACAAAAAAAUAUCCAGGAAGUCCGAAACUUAAUAAAAACCGCUUCGUUAGCACAAAAAAGGUGGAGGCAAGCGUCCGUUUAACCUUUGAACUCUCUUCCUUUUACUCCACGACGAGUCACAAGACAGAUUCCCGGUGAUUCUCCUGAAUGUCAAAGCCAACGGUAAGCAAGCAAGGAGACACUUGAAUAUCCCGAAGAGAGGAACAAUCGGGAUUUGAAUUCCUGCAUGAAACUUCAGUUCCAUCGCAACUCGUUUUUUUUUAAAAGUCAUGAACACGGUCCACUUCCACCCGGGUUUGGAUUCAGGUGUGAAUGGAAGUGUGGUAAGGAUGGAUGAUGCCAAAGUGGAGAUUGACAAUGGGCAGGAUGAUGCUGUGGAACCGGAUACAAUGUACCACAAUAUCAGAAAGAAGAUUGCUCCAUUUGUUAUGUCCUUUGGAUUCCGUGUAUUUGGAGUGGUUCUGAUCCUCGUUGAUAUUGUGCUGGUCAUCGUGGACAUUUCUCUACCAGCCAGAAGCAGAGAAGUCGGGAACUCUUUGGAGACGGUCUCCCUCAUCAUUUCCUUCUUCUUCCUAGCUGAUGUUCUUCUCAGGAUCUAUGUGGAAGGAUUCAAGGUUUACUUUGGCUCCAAAUUGAACAUCAUUGAUGCCUGUGUUGUGGUUACCACUUUGGUGGUCACCAUGAGCUACACCUUUACUGACUUGUCUGGAGCUAGCCUCAUUCCCAGGGUGGUUUCCUUUUUGCGUUUCUUGAGAGUUAUCAUCCUGGUGAGGCUGUUCAGACUAGCAGCUCAGAAGAAAGAGUUGGAGAAAGUCACAAGGAGGAUGGUGUCUGAGAAUAAGCGGCGCUACCAGAAGGACGGUUUUGACCUGGACCUCACCUAUGUCACAGAUCGUGUCAUUGCCAUGUCUUUUCCUUCAUCUGGGAAGCAGUCCUUUUACAGGAACCCUAUUAAGGAGGUGGCGAGGUUCCUUGACACGAAACAUGAUGGCCAUUAUCGAGUUUAUAACCUUUGCAGUGAGAAAGGCUACGACCCCAAGUUCUUCCACUACCAGGUCGAACGGGUUUUCAUCGACGACCACAACGUUCCUUCUUUGGAGGAUAUGCUGAAAUACACAGCCAGUGUGAGAGAGUGGAUGUCAGCUGACCCGCAGAAUGUCAUCGCCAUUCACUGCAAAGGAGGGAAAGGCCGGACUGGUACUCUUGUGUGCACCUGGCUUAUCGACAGCGAUCAGUUUGAGAGUGCACAGGACAGUCUUGAGUAUUUUGGGGAGAGAAGGACAGAUAAGAGUCGAAGCUCCAAGUUUCAAGGAGUGGAGACUCCCUCCCAGAGCAGGUACGUGGGCUAUUACGAGAUCAUGAAGACGAAAUUCAACAGGAGACUUCCUCCUCCGAAAAGUCUCAAGAUCAAAAGCAUUCGCAUCCACUCCAUAGCAGGUGUGGGCAGAGGUAACGGCAGCGACUUGAAGGUGAAGAUAAUAGUGAGGAAAGAGCUUGUGUUUCAGUGUGUGUGCGCCACACAGGAGAACUGUCAAGUGUUUCCCGACGUGGCCGGCAAUGCAGUAGUCAUUAGCCUGCAGAAUGGACCAGAAGUUCAAGGAGAUGUUAAAGUCAUGUUUGAGUCAACUGCCGGUAUUCCCAAAGGAUAUGAAGACGUUCCAUUUUACUUCUGGUUCAAUACAUCCUUUGUAUCGGAUAACAAGCUGUUUUUAACCAGAGAGGAAUUGGACAACCCUCACAAACCCAAAAUGUGGAAUUUGUACAAGGAGGACUUCGGCGUCACCAUGACUUUUUCGGAUAUCUAAUACUGUGAUUGUAGUAAUAAUAAAUGUUCAGCAAGGUGGACUGAUCUGAGCUUUUUCUUCAAACCGUCGCUGGAUGAAAAGAAUGAACUGUGUACAUAGAAAAUAAAUCGAUGUCAAUUUAGUCCUUGCUUAUUAGUCU